Echinococcus granulosus is the source of this 438-nucleotide messenger RNA. RefSeq lists its product as hypothetical. Bases 1 to 438 code for a protein of 145 amino acids. The transcript is spliced from 3 exons. Lineage: Eukaryota; Metazoa; Platyhelminthes; Cestoda; Cyclophyllidea; Taeniidae. The record is from RefSeq and is a predicted model, not a curated record.
AUGUGUUACAUCGGCUGGAGAGGAUAUCAUGGGUCCUUUCAUUUCCAAAUUAUUAUUGAGAAAGCUCUUAAAACACCCGUGGGUGUUUUUGUACGUAUUUCCCUUUACUGUAUUAAAGAUAAAAAAUUUCCGGAGUUAUGCACAGUGUCUAGUUUUUUAUUGAUUAAGAGGGAAUUCACAGUGGUUUCAUCGUCAACUCAUUAUGAAAAAAUAUUGUCAUACUUUACCUAUUCGCAGUAUUCAUUACAAUUAAAUAGUGUCCCAUCAGAUAUUUUAUUUUAUCAAACUAGAAGAUGGUCGUAUAAUGGUGUCAUGACAUGUAAAAUUAAUUUCAAAAUGCCUUACGGUCUAAAAGAAAACGAGGGAAUUAUUAUUGUUAAGGGUGUUUCUUUAGCCUUGGAGAUAAUGAAAGAACCAGUAGCUUCUUCUUCAUAUUAA